This is a messenger RNA of Drosophila suzukii, 1693 nucleotides long. RefSeq names its product carboxypeptidase B1. Gene Ontology annotation, biological process: proteolysis. The record is from RefSeq and is a predicted model, not a curated record. Gene Ontology annotation, molecular function: metallocarboxypeptidase activity; zinc ion binding. NCBI's taxonomy places the organism in Eukaryota, Metazoa, Arthropoda, Insecta, Diptera, Drosophilidae.
GCAGUGAUAAAACCUUUUUCUUUUUUGUUUCUCUUUUUAAAAUCCUUUGUAUUCUCUAUAAUGGCGGCCAUAUCCAAACGUAAUACUCAGACGGCAAAGGACCGGAGCCGAGAUGCUCCCGUAACGCCACUGCGCCGAAUGGUCAUCCCACGGCCGGACAUACUGCACACCUAUCUGGAGUACAAGCAGAUCAAUCAGUAUCUGGAGUACCUGGUCCAGCGGUAUCCCCAUUUCGUGCGCAUGCACACUUUGGGACUCACGCACGAGAAGAGGGAAGUUCGAGCUCUGGAGAUCAACUGGAUGAACUCGGAUAACGUGGAGUUGUCCCCACUAAUUCGGGAGCAAUCGCCGCGGUCCUUCGAUAUCGCUCCCAAUGGAAAGUCCACUGUUCCGGUGGUCCACCAGGGUGAGCACUGCCGGAAAACCGUCUUCAUAGAGGCGGGAACACAUGCGCGCGAAUGGAUCACCAUCUCCACGGCCCUCAAUUGCAUCUACCAGCUGACGGAGCGAUACACCAGGAACAUAGAGGUGCUCCGCAAGCUGCGCUUCAUUAUCGUCCCGCUGGUCAAUCCCGAUGGCUACGAGUACUCCCGAACAAAGAACGCCAAGUGGCGCAAGAACCGGCGACCCCACAAAUCCAGCAAAUUUGUGGGCACCGAUUGCAACCGAAACUACGACAUCUUCUGGAACAGCGGGCCCAGCAAGGUCAACCGCAACACCUACAAAGGUGAAUGUCCGUUUUCCGAGCCGGAAACGCGGGCCAUGAGGAACAUGCUCAACCGGAUGAGUUCCAAUUUGCUCUUCUUUCUUUCGCUGCACUCGUAUGGCCAGAGCAUAAUGUACCCAUGGGGCUACUGCCGUGAUAACCCACUGUACUGGCGGGAACUGAGCUCACUAGCGAAUUCCGGCAGGAGUGCCAUUAAAUCUUACAACGGAAGAGAGUACCGAACGGGGAGCAUCAGUUGUCUGACCAAGAGAACCAUUGCCGGAUCCGUUGUAGACUAUGUAUAUGGUGUGCUAAAGGUACCGAUGGCUUUGGUGAUGGAGUUGCCAUCGCGGGAGCUCGGCUUUCAACCACCGGUGGAGAUGAUCAGUCAAAUUGGACACGAAAGCUGGUACGGAAUUCGGGAGAUGUGCAAGCGCUCCUAUGACCUGCGCCUUCAGAUUGUCCGUGAAAAUGAGCCGCCACUGCCUCGUCCGCCUCGAUUCGAGGCGGGUAAUGAAGGUGUGGCAACAGAAACCCUUACUGCAUCCACGGAGGAGUCCACUGCGGCAGGUGGCGAUUGUGCCAAGUCGAAACCCAAGAAGAAGCGGGCGAAGCGCACGGUUCGGGCGACCCACGAUGAAAUCCUCCGAAUUCAGAAGGGUUUCAAGGCAAGUGAACCGCAUGUCCUGCCUGAAGGAAUCCAGGCCCUGCCCGCCGGACUCUUCCCCCGGCAACUGGAACCUCGGGUGCCACCUGUGAAGCGAUCAGGACUCAGUCGUGAUGGACGGGGCGGUGGUGAUGGCGUUAUUCUCACCAGCCAUGGCAACCUCCCAUCUCAUCCACAAUGCCGCUAGGGGUGUUUCUAUAAGCUAAGAAGUUUAUGUUUAUGAUUAGUGCGAACGUGUAAGAGAUUUGUUUUAAAUUAAAUGUGUAGGCCAACUUUAACUGCGAUGAAACGAAAAUAAAAUAGCCCCUUUCAUUCAAAUC